AUGAAUGCAACAUUUAUACAAGUUGUAAAAUAUUGUGGUUCAAAACUUGAGACAUAUCAACGUUGUGUUGAGAAUCAUAAUAAAGAUUGGACUUCAGAAUGUCUCGAACAAAAACGAGAACUUACAAAAUGUUCAGAAGAAAAUGUUCCAGACAUCAGAAAGAUGAAAGAAAAAUGCCAAGAGGUUAUAGAUGCUUUUGACGAAUGUUUAGCAAAGAAUAAAGAGGAUCCGGAAGUUUGUAGAGAAAAAUUGAGGGACUUGUAUAAUUGUACGGAAGCUACCAUGGAUAUUAAUAUUACAAAAGAAUAA
This is a messenger RNA of Scutellospora calospora, 309 nucleotides long. The record is from the annotation of a GenBank genome assembly. NCBI's taxonomy places the organism in Eukaryota, Fungi, Glomeromycota, Glomeromycetes, Diversisporales, Gigasporaceae.